Molecule: messenger RNA, 1904 nt
Organism: Sinocyclocheilus grahami
Lineage: Eukaryota; Metazoa; Chordata; Actinopteri; Cypriniformes; Cyprinidae
Product: dnaJ homolog subfamily B member 12-like
Exons: 9
Coding region: 1-1053 (350 amino acids)
Biological process (GO): cellular response to misfolded protein
Cellular component (GO): endoplasmic reticulum membrane
Molecular function (GO): Hsp70 protein binding
Source: RefSeq, a predicted model, not a curated record
AUGGAUGGAUGGAUGGAUGGAAAGACAGACACCAGUGCUUCUUAUUUAAAUGAAAGUGUUCUUGUCUCAGCUUUACUAGAGUCUACUGCUGAGAAUGGAGGACCUUCUACAAGUGAAGAAUACGUUAGAGAAAAUGAUGGAUUACGAAACAGAAGUCACAACACUGAAGAUCACUCCUCUGGACAGGGUGCCACAGAGUCAGCCAAACCAUACACAUCAGAGCAGCUGGAUGCCGUCAAAAGAAUUAAGAGAUGUAAAGACUAUUAUGAGAUUCUUGGAGUCAGUAAAGAAGCCUCUGAGGAGGAUCUGAAAAAAGCGUACCGAAAGCUAGCUCUAAAGUUUCAUCCAGAUAAAAACCAUGCGCCUGGUGCCACUGAAGCAUUUAAAGCUAUAGGUAAUGCUUACGCAGUUCUAAGUAACCCUGAAAAAAGAAGGCAGUAUGAUGUUUAUGGUGAAGAAAAAGCCCAUCCGACUCACAGGCACAGGACCGAUCACAGAAAUUUCGAAGCAGAUAUUUCCCCUGAGGACCUUUUCAAUAUGUUCUUUGGAGGUGGAUUUCCUACCAGUAAUGUGCAUGUGUACAGUAAUGGCAGGAUGAGGUUUGGCCAUCAGCAGCGACAUGAACGACGAGAACAACAGAGAGAAGGUGGCCUUGCCUUUUUUGUACAGCUGAUGCCAAUACUCAUUCUGAUCAUAGUCUCUGCUCUCAGCCAGAUGAUGGUUUCCAGUCCUCCAUACAGCCUCAGCCACAGACCAUCCAUGGGCCACACAAACAGGCGACACACUGCAACUCUGAAGGUGCCUUACUAUGUGGGCGACCACUUCUCAGAAGAAUAUACGGGGAUGAAUCUUAAGAAUGUUGAACAAAGUGUGGAUGAGGACUAUAUAUCAAACCUGAGAAACAAUUGCUGGAAGGAGAAGCAACAAAAGGAAGGCUUGUUGUAUCGGGCACGUUACUUUGGAGACACAGACUUAUACAAAAGGGCACAGAAAAUGGCAACACCCAGCUGCUCGAAACUUUCAGAUAUACAGGUUCUGUUACAUGGUCAUUGAGUAGCAGAAUGUGGUGUCCUGUUGAGACGUCAUUUGAAGAUGAUAAUAUACAGAAAUGUUCUGUUCUCUUUGCUAAAAUGGGACAUUGCAUUGCACCAGUUCAAGAGAAACAAAGAUAGCCCAUCCUGGUGCCACAUGGGUUCACUCAUCUCUCCUUCAAAAUCUUAGGAAAAUUACAACUCAUGGAAGAUCUUAACAUCUGCGAAAUGGUUUUAUAUAUGGAUUUAAAUAUGUAAUGAAUUAAAAAAAUAAAGCAUUGGAUGAUUUACUUGUAGAGAGGAAAGUGCACAGCUGUUAAAUGGUAAUCAAUGCUGCUAGCUUACUGCUUAUCGUUUUUAUUUAGACCUAUUCUUCUCAAAGCAUUUUUCAAUACCCAUAUUUGGGUUUUCUGAGCCAAUUCUGAAAUUUCUAGUAAUGUUUGAUCCGUUUAUCUGACCACAGGAAGUCAAAUGAUUACACCGGUGUCAUUCAGCAUUUGCCUGUUGGGUUUUUAAAAAGAAUGUUUGAGAUUUAUGCAAAUGGAAGGUUAAUAUUUGUAUUUAUUAAAUGGUAUCAUACUAUUUUCUUCCAUUUUAAUUUAUUUUUAGAACCUUAGAAGCAUUCAUUUUAACAGUGUUUUGCAAAGUGUAGAUGGAGGGUUCUGAAGCAUAAUCAAGUGCCUUGCCAGAUCCAGUCUUAAUGUAUACUGUAAGUCUCUGCAUUAUGUAAUACAGGAAGGAAAUACAUCAAUGCUUGGCAUUAGUACUUAGACCAAUUAGCCACUAAAAUGUACUUGGGGAUUUUUUCUUCUUCCAUAUUUUAUGUUCUUUCAUUUCAGUGCAACAUUUUAUGAUUUUUUUGUAUGUAUGUAA